AUGUCUUUGCCAUUCACUCCAAAGAAGAAGGUCGAGUUGGAGGAUGUAGUCUCGCAGCUACAGACCCAGAACAAGAUGUUGGAACAUAUUGUUCAACAACAACAGAAACAACAGGCACAGAUUGAUCAAAUAUUGAAACAACAACAACAGUUGCUAAACUUGACACUUACCGAACACUCAUCUCCUGACUCUGCAGCAUUGGCGAACAAGUGGCCAAAGCCCUUGCCCAAUGCUCCUGGUCCGGGUGCAGUGCCACGUCCAUUGUUGUUGGAAGGUGCUGGUGGUGACAAUCCACUACCAAUGGAUAAGGUCAAGGUUAUUGUCACAAUGGAUGGAGGUGGAUUUAGAGGAUUGAUCUCAAUUCAAAUGUUGCAGUACUUUGAAGACAUGCUAGGAGUCAACAUUUCAGAGGUUGGCGAUCUGUUUGGAGGAACGUCCACUGGAGGUAUCCUUAUGCUUGGCAAGCUUAAUAAGCUUUCCAACAAGGAUCUAGAGAUUAUAUACAAGGAACUGGGUACAAAGGUACUUCCAGUCUCUUGUAAGAACAUAAGGAAUGGAUCACUUGCCAACUCAAAGUUGAUGCAUGGUGAGCUGUCCAAACGAUUCCCAUCGUCACCAAUCAGGACAUUCUUACCAGAGAGGAGGGCGUUCGUGUCAGUAUGUGCCAAGAAGCAUGGAUUGUCCGAACCCUAUCUCCCAUAUGUCCUAUCCAACUAUGUCAAUGAGACUAGAAAGUUGGCCAAAGGACGUUCAGUGAUGUCUACCUCUGGCAACUCAUUCGAGAAUAUCUCUGUGGUCGAUGCACUGCGAGCAACAUCUGCUGUACCACUCUUGUUCGAAUCACCCAAGGUCGGCGACUAUACAUUCGUUGAUGGAGGAUUCAAGAAUAAUAACCCAACAAUGAAUGCAAUUGAUGAGGCACAUGACUUGUGGGGACAAGAAACUCACUUGAUAAUCAUAUCAAUUGGAACUGGACGUUACAACUCAAAGACGAUACCAAUCGAGAAGCCAAAGUCCAAGAAGAAUGCAAUGAUGAAGAAGAUAGAUACUGUCACUGAGCAGAUCACCAGCAGUAUCUUUGAGCAGACCAGUGUUCUCAAGACACUGCUCGACGUCACCAACUCACAUCAAUUGCACAAAGAGAUCAAGUCGGAUUUGGCCAAGCAUCACUCGGCCAAUGUAUCAUACUACCGCUUCGACCCAGUUCUCUCUAAAGAGAUAUCACUCAAGGAUUGCUCUGACAAGGUCAUCAGCCAGAUGCGAUUGGACACUCUGGAAUUCAUCAAUUCCGCCAAGUUCCAGACCAAGUUCCACUCACUCCGCAAGGAGUUGCAAUACAUAAACAAGCUCUGA
Molecule: messenger RNA, 1353 nt
Organism: Acytostelium subglobosum LB1
Lineage: Eukaryota; Evosea; Eumycetozoa; Acytosteliales; Acytosteliaceae
Exons: 3
Coding region: 1-1353 (450 amino acids)
Biological process (GO): arachidonate metabolic process
Cellular component (GO): membrane
Source: RefSeq, a predicted model, not a curated record